Symbiodinium pilosum is the source of this 570-nucleotide messenger RNA. NCBI's taxonomy places the organism in Eukaryota, Dinophyceae, Suessiales, Symbiodiniaceae. The record is from the annotation of a GenBank genome assembly.
AUGGGUUGCAGCGGUUCCAAGGCAGCAGCCAAGCCCUCCACCACGGAGGCUGUGGCACCUGCACCUGCACCCGCCAAGGAGGCUCAAGCCGUGACGCUAGAAGCGGAUGCGGUGCCUCCAACUGCGGGCAUCGUGGACACGGUGGAAGCACAGGCGGGGGAGCUCUUGAAGCCUGAUGAGCAAGGCAAGGCAGAGGACACAGAGACCGUGACAACCCUGCCAAAGGAGGACUCACCGCUUGGUGGUGAUGCGAAGGAUGUGAAGAUUGAGGGUGAUGCAGCAGCCAAGCCCUCCACCACAGAGGCUGUGGCACCUGCAGCUGCACCCGCCAAGGAGGCUCAGGCCGUGACGCUCGAAGCGGAUGCGGUGCCUCCAACCGCGGACAUCGUGGACGCGGUGGAAGCACAGGCGGGGGAGCUCUUGAAGCCCAAUGAGCAAGGCAAGGCAGAGGACACAGAGACCGUGACAACCCUGCCAAAAGAGGACUCACCGCUUGGUGGUGAUGCGAAGGAUAUGAAGAUUGAGGGUGAUGCCCCGGCAAGCGCUUGCACAUGCGCUGCUCUCUGGUGA